This is a messenger RNA of Arctia plantaginis, 1731 nucleotides long. NCBI's taxonomy places the organism in Eukaryota, Metazoa, Arthropoda, Insecta, Lepidoptera, Erebidae. The record is from the annotation of a GenBank genome assembly.
AUGUCUUCCCUUGUGGAAUUACGGCCUGACCGGCGUCUGUUGGACUACGAUUUUGAAGGUUACAAGCUAAAUCUCCAAGCUUUGCCACAUUACACUUACGAUCUGUCUGCUCCGGUAGAUAAAGUAUAUCCUGACGAGAUACAGUACUCUUUCAUUCACGCAAAGCUCUUUGCCCUUCAUAAUCACCUGGUACUCGAUUACUGGGACUACUCAUUUAACUAUUACUACAUUGAUAAACAGCAGCAAGUGCGGUGCAUUACAUUCGAAAACGGUAGCAAAAAAUUCCAUAGCAAUGUUGUUUACGAUGUGCCAGCGCAUGAAGAGAGACGAUCUGGCCAUUUUAACCUGUGCUUAGCAUUUCCUUCAACUAACCUGGCUUUGGUGAGCGAUGGUACUGGAUAUUUGCACAUAGUUGAUACUGGCUCCAGAACACAACCAAUUUCAAAAUAUAAACCUUGGCAAACCCUGGAAUCGAGUCUCGUUUUAGGCGAAGGUAAAUAUUUCACUAUUGUCGAUGCAAGGCUGUUGGAAAAUGACAGCAUAGAAACUUUGCAUUGCCUUCUUCAAUCCGUUGAACAGAAUGAGUCCCAUUUCAACUCAAUACUAACAUGGGUCACUUUUGACAAUACUGGGCAAGGUUGGAAGCAAACAACUAUAAGACAGGUUCAAGGUAAAGGUAUUGUUCACUAUGCAGCCAUAGAAACAAGUUGUACAGCCCUAUAUAUUGCUUCUGACCAUAUAUUUAAGUUCACAUCUGAUUCUGAAACGGAAAUUAAAGAAGAAGUAAAAGAUGCACCAAGGACUAUAAUUUACACAUGGUUGCAGACAACUGAAGACAUAACUGUAACAUUGAAAUUAGAAUCAAAUUUUGAUAGGAAACUUCUUAUUGUAAGUGUAACCCCGUUGUUAAUUAAAGUGAGUUACGCUGGCAAAGUAUUUAUUGAUGGGAGACUAAAACACAAAGUUGACAGUGAAUUAACUACAUGGAAUGUUCAGGAGAAUGGUCAGGUUGACAUUUUACUCACAAAAUCCGAGAGCAUGUUGUGGGACGAAAUAAUAACAGGUGGUGAUCGAAACGGUGAGCAGAUUAUGGAUGCUAGUUUGGUGGAAGAGGUACAUAGAAGACUGGCACACUUAUGUUCAGAAACAGAAGUUACAACUGAUCAAACUGUGCCUGGGUUAGCUACGCAGGAUCUAGAGGAGUGUGAUGCAGCAUCAGAAGAAGAUACUGUAUUAGUGAGAUUGGAUGCUGCAACACACAAAGUUACACAUAGAGCCCCACUGAGUGUCCAUCAAUUCCUCUUCAGUAUUAGAAUAGAAACUCAAGAAGUACCUGUGCUAGCAUUACGUCAUGAUGUAGAUGCCUGUAUUUGGCAGCCUUACGCACAACUGAUUAACUCAGAGACAUGGCCUGUUAAACACCAAGGAACUCUAAGUGCGUUUGGCUAUGUGCAGUCAUCAAAGCAGAACCGUAAAUUUGUUACGUGCCCACCAAAUUUUUCUUAUAGUGUUGUCUGUGAAGCUUCAAAACAUAUUUUCAUAUACCAGAGUGGGAGUAACAGUGACUGUCAGCUGAGGAAAAGAACAGGGGGCGCUAUGAAGAAUGUGAAGGUCGGUCAACAGCAUGUAUUUAAUAUUGAUAAGUAUGGCGAAGUGUUAGGUAUAAAUGCCACCAAUGAAUAUUUAUUUAUACUGACAGAAACUAAAUUAAUAGCUAUAGAGAUACAGUGA